Messenger RNA from Phodopus roborovskii (desert hamster), 967 nucleotides. It is a transcript of the gene Mlec, whose product is annotated as malectin. Bases 64 to 945 code for a protein of 293 amino acids. Gene Ontology annotation, molecular function: carbohydrate binding. The record is from RefSeq and is a predicted model, not a curated record. Gene Ontology annotation, cellular component: membrane. The transcript is spliced from 5 exons. Lineage: Eukaryota; Metazoa; Chordata; Mammalia; Rodentia; Cricetidae.
GGGCGGCCUGCGCCCGGCCGGGGACGAGGGUCGGCGGGGGCUGCCCCCGCAGUGCCGGCCGCCAUGCUGGGGCCCCGGGCGGCCGCCGUGGCGCUUCUCCGACUGCCGCUGCCGCUGCUGCUGCUGCUGCUGCCGCCGCCGCCGCCGGGGCUCCGCGAUCCCGGGCUCGGCGUGGUGGCAGCCGCCGGGGCCGGGCUGCCCGACAGCGUCAUCUGGGCCGUCAACGCGGGCGGCGAGGCGCAUGUGGACGUGCACGGCAUCCACUUCCGCAAGGACCCUCUGGAGGGCCGGGUGGGCCGAGCCUCAGACUAUGGCAUGAAACUGCCAAUCCUGCGUUCCAACCCUGAGGACCAGAUCCUGUAUCAAACAGAGCGGUACAAUGAGGAGACCUUUGGCUACGAAGUGCCCAUAAAGGAGGAGGGGGACUACGUGCUGGUGUUGAAAUUCGCCGAGGUCUACUUUGCACAGUCUCAGCAGAAGGUAUUUGAUGUCCGAUUGAACGGCCAUGUUGUGGUGAAGGACUUGGACAUUUUUGAGCGUGUUGGGCACAGCACGGCUCAUGAUGAGAUCAUCCCGAUGAGCAUCAGGAAGGGGAAGCUGAGCGUCCACGGGGAGGUGUCCACCUUCACAGGGAAGCUCUACAUUGAGUUUGUCAAGGGCUACUAUGACAACCCCAAGGUCUGUGCACUCUACAUCAUGGCUGGGACAGUGGAUGAUGUACCAAAGCUGCAGCCUCAUCCAGGACUGGAGAAGAAAGAAGAGGAGGAGGAGGAAGAAGAGUAUGAUGAGGGGUCUAACCCCAGAAGACAGAGCAAUAAGAACAGGGUGCAGUCGGGCCCCCGGACGCCCAACCCCUACGCCUCGGACAACAGCAGCCUCAUGUUCCCCAUCCUGGUGGCCUUCGGAGUGUUCAUUCCGACCCUCUUCUGCCUCUGCCGGCUGUGAGAACAAAUGGCCAUGCUCAGCA